AGUUAAGAGAAUGUGAUAGAAGAGGAAGAAACCAUAUUCUUUCAUGGACUCGCACAACGAAAAACGUUGAAGAAGGAAGUGGCCGUGGAAAUGAAAGUGACUUGGAAGAACAACAAAAAGAAACGUUGUUUACCCACGUUGUCUCACUUCACUGACCUUCCCUUCGAGCAUAACGACCAACCCCAUUCAGAAGAUGGCGCGCGUGUUCCCGAUCCUGACCAAUCUCACGCUGUACAAUUGGCGAAUGAAUUUCAAGCUCAAGGAGAUAAGCUGGCUGUGGAUGGGAAGUACCAGGAAGCACUAAGUAAAUGGGAGGCUGCUCUUGCGUUGGCACCUGAUGUUCCAAUUUUGCAUGAACAAAAAGCCCAAGUUUUACUAGAAAUUGGAGACACUUGGAAUGCUUUAAAGGCUGCAACUCGAGCGACUGAAUUGGACCCAUCAUGGGCUGAGGCUUGGGUCACACUUGGCAGAACACAACUGAAUUUUGGUGAGCCUGAUAAUGCUAUUGAAAGCUUUGACCGAGCUUUAGCUCUAAAGCCUGAUUACGAGGAAGCUAAAGAAGAUAGGAAAACCUCUUUACAUCUUGUAAAGAAGAGAAAGCAACUUCAUUCAUCUGGCUUGAGUGACACUCAAAAUCGUUAUGUGGUGGGUGAAAAGGAUGAAAGCCAGUGAAGGGAUAUAAAAAGGGCGAAAGUUAUUGAACAUUUAAUGUGAUAUUUGGUUAUUCUGGUUGCUGUAGAUAUAGCAAAUUUCAGUCUGUAUACUUUUCAGUAGCUCAAUGCUUAAAAGAGUUCAUUAGGGGGUAAAGGUGGCACAAUAGUUAUGUUAAUGUGAUAGAUAGUGUAAUGAUGGUUGUUUCAUAUACUAAUUUCAAAAUGGUUGAAAUUCAAUCAUUCCCAAAUUUAGAACAGUCACUAGAAAAAAAGUCAAAAAAACAACCAAUGCAGUCAAAAUAUUGAACAUCUCUAGACUCAACCUAAUUUAGACCGUUUUAUGUAUAAA
Molecule: messenger RNA, 1002 nt
Organism: Vigna radiata var. radiata (mung bean)
Lineage: Eukaryota; Viridiplantae; Streptophyta; Magnoliopsida; Fabales; Fabaceae
Product: tetratricopeptide repeat protein 33
Exons: 5
Coding region: 91-672 (193 amino acids)
Molecular function (GO): protein binding
Source: RefSeq, a predicted model, not a curated record